AUGUCUAGGGCUUCAAAGAUCACGCUAGCGGCUACCUCGUUGACAUGCGCUGCCACCGUCGUGUGGGUCCACUAUGUCCAAGAAGCAGAAAGAGCGGCCUUACAUGAAGGUCCAAAAAAGGAUGCCAAAAGAAUGCAAGAGAAGAUCGCAGCUAAUGAAAAGAAGAAGAUGAUCAAUGAUCAAGAACAUAAAUUACAGCUAGAAUUGCGCAAAAAGUACGAGGCGAUCCAGCCGUUGAGUGGGGUGAAGGUUGUCGGAGAAGACACCAACAAGACCCAAGAAUAG
Saccharomycopsis crataegensis is the source of this 285-nucleotide messenger RNA. RefSeq names its product Pet117p (gene PET117). Lineage: Eukaryota; Fungi; Ascomycota; Saccharomycetes; Ascoideales; Saccharomycopsidaceae. The record is from RefSeq and is a predicted model, not a curated record. The transcript is spliced from 2 exons. Gene Ontology annotation, cellular component: mitochondrion. Gene Ontology annotation, biological process: mitochondrial respiratory chain complex IV assembly. The coding region runs from base 1 to 285 and encodes 94 amino acids.